UGAAUAAUCCAUACGAUUUUCCACCGUCACCCAUUUCUUUCUGUUUAUAUAUUUCUCUUGAUUCUCAUGGUCCUCCCGCAAUCUGCAUGCUCACCAAUAUCCUUAAGCACUUACUUCUUUCCCUUUAACUCUUUUCAACAGAUAUGAGAGUUUGUUGAAUCCAACGUUGCUGUGCUAUUGAGAACAUUUGAACGAUGUUGCCUGUUUGCUCAGCCACCCCUGGUUGUUCUUCACAUUCUCAGAUUUCAUUCCAUGGAGGUCUCCGCCCCUUCACUCCAUUCCAGAAGGAUUUUCAGUCCAGAUGUAAUGCUCAAGACAAGUCUGUUUUGGGCAUGUCAAAUGGAAAUCAUCUCCAUAGAAUGUCUUUUAAACCACAAGCAAUGGAGUCUUUCUACUCCAACUUUGUUGAAAGUGCUGAACAACCAGUGUCCAUGGAUCUUAUUAAUCGUUAUUCUUGCCCAGAUGAGUUAGAUGAUGUUAAAUGCACCUUUUCUAAUGAGGGGAGUCCUUCAAUUCAAGCAAUAAAUGAGUCAACCCCAUUUGAAGUUGGGCAAUUGAAAUAUGUGGAAACUUCUAGCUUAUCUGCUGCGGAAGAGAAACUUGUGGAUUUGACAAAUCAGUCAGCUGAAAGUACCAAUGAUUCCGUAGGGAUGGUGGGACCUGAAACCGUGACAACUGUUGACAUGCUGCCUGACAAUUCCACUGCAGCAUCUAGCUCCCUGAAUUUUGAUAAUGAUUCAUUAUCCAGUGUGAAAACUGGUCUUGAUGAUUUUCUCUCCGGGUUUAAUAAGUCCAUCAACUCUUCUGUAAACAAGGGAGAGAAUGCUGUGAAAAGCUUAUUGGAUAAUAUUACAUCAUCUAUAAAUUCUGUUACUACAAGCGCCUCUGAAGCUGUAGACAAUGUGCAGGCAUCAGCUAGCAAUAAGGUUUCUAACUUGUCAAAUGACUUGACUGAAGCCUUGGGUAAAGCUAAUGCUUUUCUGGUUGACUUGUUGAGGCGUACAAUUGUUGUAGUGGAGGAUUCUUUAUCAAAUGGGGCAUCUUCUUUGGUAUAUUUUUAUGGUUCUGCCAAGGAACGUCUUCCACCAGAGAUCAAUGAUGCACUGGCUUUGUAUGAAGAGAGAACAGGAAAAGCCUUAAAGCCUGUUGGGGCUGCUUUUCAACAGGUUUACAUUGGUAUUGAGGGGUUGGAAAGGAGUCUUGGCUUUGACCCAAAUGAUCCCAUUAUCCCAUUUUUCCUUCUGAUUGGCACCUCGGCCACUUUAUGGGCGUUUUACUGGGUAUGGGCAUACAGCGGUUACUCUGGGGACUUAUCUCCUAAAUUAACUUUGGAGCUCUUGACUGGAAGGGAGAAUGCUAUUCUUAUUGAUGUCCGGCCUGAGGAUUUAAGAGAGAGAGAUGGCAUUCCUGAUCUUCGAAGAAUGGCUCGGUUUCAUUAUGCUAGUGUAUCUUUACCUGAGGUUAAUGGCUCAAUGCGGAAACUGUUGAAGAGUGGAAAGGACCUUGAUGACUCCUUGAUUGCUGCUGUUAUUCGGAACUUGAAGACUGUUGAGGACAGGUUCAAGGUCAUUAUUUUGGAUGCUGAUGGUAGUCGUUCUAAAGGAAUUGCAAGAUCAUUGAGAAAACUUGGGGUUAAGAGACCUUACUUGGUCCAAGGCGGCUUCCAAUCAUGGGUGAAACAGGGUCUCCGGAUUAAGGAGCUCAAGCCUGAGACAACGCUUACGAUACUUAAUGAGGAAGCUGAGGCAAUCUUACAAGACAUCAGUCCUUCUCCGGUGCAAUUACUUGGGUAUGGUGUGGGUUCUGCAGCAGCAGUCUACGCACUAAUAGAGUGGGAGAAAACAUUACAAUUUAUUGGUAUUCUUGGCCUUGUCCAGACCAUUUACUGGCGGGUCUCUUCAUAUGAGAACUCUGAAGAUUUGAAGAAAGACAUAAGGCUCUUGCUGGCUCCUGUCAGAGUUGGGGCGCAGGCACUUUCAUGGGCUGCUGGGAAGUUAGAAACCAAUCGCAUUGGACUUCCAACUUCACCCUCGUCCUUAGAUGUUCAAAAUCGAGUGUUGCAGGCUGCUGCAAAGCUUGAAUCUCAACCAUCAGAUGCAGAAGGAAUUCAAGAUCCAUCUCCUGAAGUAAUAGCUCCAAUGAAUGAGAAAGUUGAUCUCUCUGAAGCAUAGGUAUUAUACAUUGUCCUUGCUGUGCAGUAUGGCACUUCAUUUGAGCAUGGUAUUGGUGACUGCAAGUUGACCUCGCUCACUCAGAUAUAGUGAAUAAGACAUUAUAUGGAUGCUGACCUGUUCAAAACCAUAAGAACGAGUCCUGUACAUUUAGUUAGAUCAACAGAGUUCUAUAAUAAUCGUCCAACAAAAUGUACCAACCAAUAAAGAAGCUUGGCAAUUGUUUCCAUAUUUGCAGCUUAGUUCGGUAUUGUGGUUUUAAUUAGAAAUC
This is a messenger RNA of Theobroma cacao (cacao), 2442 nucleotides long. RefSeq names its product Rhodanese/Cell cycle control phosphatase superfamily protein. The record is from RefSeq and is a predicted model, not a curated record. Gene Ontology annotation, biological process: cellular response to calcium ion; de-etiolation; regulation of stomatal closure. NCBI's taxonomy places the organism in Eukaryota, Viridiplantae, Streptophyta, Magnoliopsida, Malvales, Malvaceae.